AUGUUCAGACUUUCUUCACGCUGGAAGACGAUCUACCGUCUUUCGAGCUCAAAUUAUUCAACAAAGUCGCAGUCUUUUCCAUUCCCCAAGCACGCCAAUCCUACUCCGCACCAAAUCUUUCAUCUUCCGGCAAAUGCCUCUCAGGAUGACAUAAAGAACAGAUACUACGAACUUGUGCGAAUAUACCAUCCUGAUAAAGCAAGGACUUCAGUGUCCGCAGAAGAAGCCCAUGCUCGAUUCCAGACCAUUGGUCACGCCUACAACAUCCUACGAGGCAAGGCAGCCCCAAACGAAUCCGCAACUACUUCACCUAGAGAUGGACGCUACGAGGCAACCACUGCGGCCCGAAGAGCUGCACAUGUACGUCGACAUCGUGAACUCUAUGACGGUGGUGCUGUUGAUGACAGAUGGAAGGACGGUAUUAUUCUGUUUGGUGUAAUCGGUACUGUAAUUGUUUUUGUGGUCCAAGCAAUGAUAACCAGGCAUGAGGCUAUCGAAGAAGUUAUGGACCGUGCCCGACUACAUCGGUUAGACACGGAGAUUAACAGAAGACGGAAAACUCUUGAAGACCCUCGUCUUUCAGCCCCCGAACAGGAGGAUGGCCCACAGCAAAAGCGAUAA
Molecule: messenger RNA, 621 nt
Organism: Lentinula edodes (shiitake mushroom)
Lineage: Eukaryota; Fungi; Basidiomycota; Agaricomycetes; Agaricales; Omphalotaceae
Exons: 3
Coding region: 1-621 (206 amino acids)
Source: RefSeq, a predicted model, not a curated record